GUUAGACUAGAUUAGUACAUGUAAACACGGGUAGGUUGAAGAAAGAAAAAGCGAGUGAUGGGUACAAUGUUGGGUGACGCCACGAACUGGAACGAAGAUUCGUACAGAGAAGCCGUAUUGAAAGAAAGAGAGAUUCAAACACAAACUGUUUUCAGAACAGCUUGGGCUCCUUCUCAAUCUCAACCUCAAUCUCUCUUCGUUGCUUCCAGUGAUGGUUCCAUCGCUUCUUACUCUCUCCCUUCCACCAUCACCGCUUCUAAGCUCAAAAAUCCAUUUGGUUUUGUUAAUGCUUAUGCGGAUGAUUUAUUGGCUGAGCCAGAUUGCUUAUUUCAAGCGCAUCAUGGGUCUGCUUAUGAUGUCAAAUUCUAUGGUGAUGAUGAAAAUGCUCUCUUGCUCAGUUGUGGUGAUGAUGGGCGGAUUCAAGGAUGGAGAUGGAAGGAACUUACAAGCUUCAAGUAUACUAUUUCUUCAGAAGGAAAUGAUAUCAAGCCCGUCCUUGAUGUGGUAAAUCCUCAACACAAAGGUCCUUGGGGUUCACUUUCACCUCUCCCUGAGAAUAAUGCUAUUGCUGUAAAUACUCAGGCGGGGUCUGUUUUCGCUGCGUCCGGUGAUUCUUGUGCAUAUUGUUGGGAUGUGGAAACUGGUAAAUUAAAAACGGUAUUCAAGGGACACUCUGAUUACUUGCAUUGUAUUGUUGCUCGCAACUCAUCCAAUCAGAUCAUAACCGGUUCAGAGGAUGGGACAACACGAAUUUGGGAUUGCAAGAGUGGAAAGUGUAUCCAAGUGAUUGAUCCAGCAAAACAUUUGAAGUUAAAAGGACCUAUUUCAUGGGUUGGCUCUGUUGCUUUAGAUGCAAGUGAGAGCUGGUUGGCUUGCAGUAGUGGACGUAAUAUAUCACUUUGGAACCUUCCUGCUGCAGAGUGCACGUUAAAUUUUUCCACUCGAGCUUCUGUACAGGAUCUGUUAUUCGACAGUAAUCAAAUUCUGACAGUUGGUGCAGAUCCUAUACUCAAUCGCUUUGACAUGAACGGACUACGUUGCUCCUCCAUCAGCCUUUUCUAUCUCCUUACAUCCAGCAGGGGUUAUUGCCGUUGGUGGCUACGGAUGUCUUGUGGAUGUAAUCUCGCAAUUUGGCAGCCACAUGUGCACAUUUCGAUGCCAAUGUGUUUAGCUAGGUUCGCAAUAUAUAGUUGUAGUCAAGAGCCAAAAGCCCAAAAAAUAUUCCCAGCUCAAUGUAUAACAAGAUCAUUUAGAUUUAUAAUUGUUGAUUUGGCAGUAGAUAAAAUAAUUAUCUAUUUCCCUAAGGUACCCUAUGUACAUUUAACCAUCAUAGAUGCAGGCGAUGGUUUGGGAAGUGCCAAUGUUACACCUUUAUGUUGUGGUGGCUGGCUUUCAUCAUUUAAGCCAUUUCUCAACCAUGAUCUACAAAUUAUGGCUGGACUUGCACCCGAGGGGUCACAAUUCGAUGCUGGGAAAUUUGAUCAAAAAAUGAAUGACUUGAUUGCAGCUGAUGGAGAUGAGUUCUGGACUUCUUACGAUGAGGUUUAUGAUAGUUUUGAUGCUAUGGGUUUGGCAGAGAAUCUCCUCAGGGGAAUUUAUGCAUAUGGUUUUGAAAAGCCAUCUGCCAUUCAGCAAAGGGGCAUAGUUCCCUUCUGCAAGGGACUUGAUGUUAUUCAACAGGCUCAGUCUGGAACCGGGAAAACAGCAACUUUCUGCUCUGGUGUUCUCCAGCAACUUGAUUACAAUGUGACUCAGUGCCAGGCCUUGGUUUUAGCUCCAACUCGUGAACUCGCUCAGCAGAUUGAGAAGGUUAUGCGUGCGCUUGGAGACUAUCUAGGUGUUAAGGUGCAUGCUUGUGUUGGAGGUACAAGUGUUCGUGAAGACCAACGUAUUCUAUCAACUGGUGUUCAUGUUGUGGUUGGUACUCCUGGUCGUGUGUUUGAUAUGCUGCGCAGACAGUCUCUUCACCCAGAUUACAUCAAGAUGUUUGUGUUGGAUGAGGCUGAUGAAAUGCUUUCUCGAGGUUUCAAAGAUCAGAUCUAUGAUAUCUUUCAGCUGCUGCCGGGUAAGAUUCAAGUAGGAGUUUUCUCUGCUACAAUGCCUCCUGAGGCACUUGAGAUCACAAGGAAGUUUAUGAACAAACCUGUGAGGAUCCUUGUGAAGCGUGAUGAGCUCACCUUAGAGGGUAUUAAGCAGUUUUAUGUCAAUGUUGAGAAAGAGGAGUGGAAGCUGGACACACUCUGUGAUCUUUAUGAGACAUUAGCCAUCACUCAGAGUGUCAUUUUUGUGAACACCAGGAGGAAAGUUGAUUGGUUGACUGACAAAAUGCGAAGCCGAGACCAUACAGUCUCAGCUACUCACGGAGACAUGGAUCAAAAUACCAGGGACAUUAUUAUGCGUGAAUUCCGUUCUGGGUCUUCUCGUGUUUUAAUAACUACCGAUCUGUUGGCUCGUGGUAUUGAUGUCCAACAAGUGUCUCUGGUUAUAAAUUUUGAUCUCCCUACGCAGCCUGAGAACUAUCUCCAUCGUAUUGGUCGUAGUGGAAGGUUUGGUAGAAAAGGUGUUGCCAUUAACUUUGUCACGAAGGAAGAUGAAGGAAUGCUGCGAGAUAUCCAGAAGUUUUACAAUGUGUUAGUUGAGGAGCUGCCAUCAAAUGUUGCUGAGCUUCUCUGAUGAGAUUUUGUCCUCCAUAUAUUAGACGGAAAUUAGUACUUUUGGCAUGUGUUAUGAGUAUUUACUUUACACCCUCCCCUUUUGGUUUUAUUUCUGCUUUUGAACUUUGUCUGUUUGAUAGUCUUGGUAAUUUAUGUUGCAUUUUGAAGUUGUCUGAAUAUCCAAGGGGUAGGUACUUGCAUUGUUGAAUUCAUUAUUGGCCAAAUUGGUGUUAGACACUCUUGCUUAUUUCUAGAAGGCAAUUUUUCUAGAGUGAGUUUUAACGUUAUUUGUUUAUUUGUUUAACUUUAAAGACAUUGUUAUGUUUUUCUUAACGUAUUUAGAAAUUGUGUGAUUA
This is a messenger RNA of Medicago truncatula (barrel medic), 3010 nucleotides long. RefSeq lists its product as uncharacterized. Gene Ontology annotation, molecular function: ATP binding; RNA helicase activity; nucleic acid binding. The coding region runs from base 58 to 2673 and encodes 871 amino acids. The transcript is spliced from 18 exons. The record is from RefSeq and is a predicted model, not a curated record. Lineage: Eukaryota; Viridiplantae; Streptophyta; Magnoliopsida; Fabales; Fabaceae.